Molecule: messenger RNA, 4198 nt
Organism: Zootoca vivipara (common lizard)
Lineage: Eukaryota; Metazoa; Chordata; Lepidosauria; Squamata; Lacertidae
Gene: PTPN9
Product: protein tyrosine phosphatase non-receptor type 9
Biological process (GO): protein dephosphorylation
Molecular function (GO): protein tyrosine phosphatase activity
Source: RefSeq, a predicted model, not a curated record
CUGCUGCUUUUGAGGAACAAGACUGCAGAAAGGAGGGAGGGGGGCGCCCACCUCCCCACGACCCCCCCCCCCAGGCCACAGGACGGGUGCGGGGUGUGAAAGCUUCCUCCUCUGUUUUUAUUUUUAUUACAUAUAUAUAUAUAUAAAGGAAACUGCUUGCUACUGAUUCUCUCUUCCUUUUCCUCUUCCCUCCCUCCUUUUUCUCCCAGAAAGCAGCGGAAGGAGGGAUCUUUGCAGGGUGAAGAUCUCGGCACAAUCUGGAGAGGAUUUCAAGCUUUGGGGGCUGGGAAGUUUUGCCAUUUCGAGAGAUCUUCUUUCUGCCCCUUCUUCCCUUCUCGUUAAACCUCUUUGGCUUCCGAUCCAUAUGUAGGCGUGUUUAAGGCCAGAAGACAUUUACGGCGGCUGAAUCAGAAUUAGCAUUUUUAUUUUAUCAAGGGAGAGGUUUUUUUUGUUUUCCAGGACCUUUCUUUUUAAUGGAACUUUUUUUGUCGAAGUUGUCGUUGUCGCCGACCCUGUUACAGUGAAAAGGAGAGAGGGAGCGCAAAAACCAAACCAAACCCCGAAUACUAAUAAUCGGGCGCUCCCCUCCGCGCUUCCACCCCCAUUUUCAAAAAAUACUUACAUAUAUCUAUAUAGCUACAAAAGCACAUCAUAAAAGGGAGGAAAGACAACGACGGCGAAGAAUGCGAUCCUCCAACUUUGGGAGCGACCCGAGCUGAGGGACCCCCCGAAAAAAGUGGGCGGAGGAGGAAAAAGGAGACGAGCUGCUUUUGGAAAUGUUUGUGGGGUGGUAGCUGUGGGAAACUUGCAGGAUCUCCUGCUCUCUUGCCGGCGUCGAGUCCUGGGAGCGCCCCGAGGGCAGGAUGGCGGCGGAGCUGAGCCCCGAGGAGGAGCAGGCAACCAAGCAAUUCCUUGAAGAGAUUAAUAAGUGGACAGUCCAGUACAAUGUGUCUCCUCUCUCUUGGAAUGUGGCCGUCAAAUUCCUUAUGGCCAGGAAAUUCGAUGUCCUCCGAGCGAUUGAGCUCUUCCAUUCCUACAGGGAAACCAGGUUGAAGGAAGGGAUCGUGAAGCUGAAGCCUCAUGAGGAACCUCUCCGCUCAGAGCUGCUUAGUGGAAAGUUCACCAUCCUGAGCGUACGAGAUCCCACUGGAGCGUCAAUUGCCCUCUUCACUGCCAAGUUGCACCAUCCCAACAAAAGCAUCCAGCAUGUGGUCCUCCAAGCCCUCUUCUACUUGCUGGACAGAGCUGUGGAGAGCUUCGAAACUCAGCGAAAUGGCCUGGUAUUUAUAUAUGACAUGGCAGGCUCCCACUAUACCAACUUUGAGCUGGAUCUCAGCAAGAAAAUCCUGAACCUUCUGAAGGGAGCCUUUCCAGCCCGUCUCAAGAAGGUAUUCAUUGUGGGCGCUCCUAUGUGGUUCCGAGUUCCCUACUCCAUCAUCAGCCUGCUGCUUAAAGAGAAACUCCGGGAAAGAGUCCAGAUGGUGAAGAUGUCUGAGUUGAAGGAGCACCUGCCCCAAGAGUGUCUCCCCGAGUACCUGGGUGGAUCCCUCAAACUGGAUCCCCUCAGCUGGAACUGCAGGUUCCUCCCACAGCAGAACGGCCACCCGGACCCCCUUGAUGAGCUGAUUCUGGUGCCACUGGCAUCCCCCCGGGACAACGGCUCGGUGCACACUCCGGGGCCAAAGGCCAUGACGGUGCAGGAGGUGCUGGAGCACGUCACCCAGAAGCAGAAGCGGGGCAUCUAUGAGGAGUACGAAGGCAUCCGGCGCAGGAGCCCAACGGGGACGUUUGCCUGCUCCUUGUCUCCCUUCAACCAGGAGAAGAACAGAUAUGGGGAUGUGCCAUGCCUUGACCAAACGAGGGUGAAGUUGUCCAAACAAUUCAGCUAUCCAGAGCUGACAGAUUACAUCAAUGCCAGUUUCAUGGAUGGCUACAAGCAGAGGAAUGCAUACAUUGGCACCCAAGGGCCGUUAGAGAACACCUAUGGUGACUUCUGGCGCAUGGUGUGGGAGCAAAAUGUGCUGGUGAUAGUCAUGACUACGAGGCUGGAAGAAGGAGGCAGACGGAAGUGUGGCCAAUACUGGCCAUUGGAGAAAGACUUCCAGGCUUGCUAUGGAAACCUGACGGUCACCAAUCUGGGAAUGGAGAACCUCAACCAUUACAAGAAAACCAUUCUGGAGAUCUACAACUUUGAGAGCCGCGAGAGGCGCCUGGUGACCCACUUCCAGUAUGUGAGCUGGCCUGACUAUGGCGUCCCGACCUCGGCAGCAACUCUCAUCGACUUCCUGGGGGCUGUCAAACAUCAGCAGAGGGUGGCUGUCAGCGCCUUGGGGCCACGCUACAAAGGCCAUCCUGGUGGGCCCCCCCUUGUGGUGCAUUGCAGCGCUGGCAUUGGCAGGACAGGUACCUUCUGCGCUCUGGACAUCUGCCUGUCUCAGCUGCAGGACGUGGGCACACUGAACGUGCAGCAGACAGUGGUGCGGAUGAGGAUGCAGCGAGCUUUCAGCAUCCAGACCCCUGAGCAGUACUACUUCUGCUACUUGGCCAUCAUUGAACAUGCGCAGAGAGAGAACCUGCUCCCUUCCUCCUACGCCUGGGCAGGGAAGGAAAAGAGCUAAUAGGAAUCCUGGCUCAGUGGCCACAGAGCAGCAGGGACCAGGCCAAACCCUGUUUCCUCCCUUCCUCCCUCUUGACCAAACCAGAUUUGUCGGCAUCUUCCGAUGCAGCAUUACCCAGAACACUGAUGUGAGCCAAUUUUUCUGCCACUGAGGUUAUCAGAAACUUUCUGUUUGACUAGCUGGCUAGCUCAAGUCGCAACUAGUAGCCAUGGGCUAUGAAGGCUUGCAUUCUCCAGGACUAGCACCCUUGAUUGAACUGUGCCUUAUGAAACAAAGAACAAACCAAACUUCCGGCCCUGACUUGCCACUGGAGGCAAACAGGGAGAAGAUGGAACUCGUUGCCAUCUCAGCGUCCUCCACCUUCUGGAGACGGAGGGGCUGCUGCUUCCCUGGUUCUGAUGCGGAGGGAAUCCUUUCCAGUUAUAUCCAAGGCUUCCGUCUUGCCCGCCACUGAAUCUAGCUGUUUCCUUGUCUGUAUGUACUUAAUACGCACUCCUCGUUCAAAGAUGUAGCCAGUAUUCCCUUUGCAUAGAUAAGAUGCAGAGUCCUAAUAUCUUACAGGGACCUUUUGUAUUGAGUGGCAGCGUCCGUGUUAUGAAUUACUUUAAUGGUUCUUGUCUGCCCAGCCUGCCCAAGGUUGGUCUUGCCCACUGUGCCAUCCCAGUUCACCCACUGAUGUAGCUUCAGCAUACACACACUUGCAAGGGCACACCUGUUGUGCAGACAGCGUACAGGCAGCGUGCAAGUUGUGAUGUUGUAUCACACAAAUGCCAUGGUGCCUGGUGUGUGUGUGUGUCCAUGUGAUGUUGCCACAGCACCCUUAACCUGCAAGGAUCCUCUGUGCUACAACUCAAUGGGAUUCUUCUCCUCCACCUUCACCUUUGUAUCUUAAGCCUGCAGAAAAGGUUAUUAGCUGGGUUACAGAUCUGUGGGUCUCUUUUCCUGCGAUGUGGGGCGGGGUAUGUGAAACCCACUUGCAGUUCUGCCGCUUGCCAGGAAUUGCUAGGCAGUUGUUGGUACGAAGGAUUCAGCAGGGGGCGGUGUGGGUGUGAGUGGUCAAAUAAGUGGGGCUUAAGCCCCAAACAUCUGGGAGAAGAGAGGUAGAGGAGGAGACUUGAUAUCGGGCCUCAGAGCUGUUCUCUUCCACAGCCCCUCCUCUCCGGCAAAACCUUGAAAGCCAAUUUUGUUUAAGUGGGAGAAUUACUGCUCUCUACAUCCAGUUCUUUCUCCUUGCGCAGCCUGCCAGUGACAAGACUGGGAGCUCCUGUUUUCUUAAAGCCGGCUGACAGACACCCUCCACACCAGGGGAGGGCAUCUGAGCUGCCCUCAGUAACUUUAGACUGGAAUAAGCUCUUUUGAAUGUGCAUUUUUUAUUUUUUACAAUCUUUCUUUCUUUCUUUCUUUCUUUCUUUCUUUCUUUCUCUUUCUUUCUUUCUUUCUCUCCCUCUCUUUCUCAGUUUUGUAUUUAACAUUAACUUGAUCAAGUCUGAAUUGGAGAUAACUGUAAAUGUACCUAUUUGCUAUUGUAUGGCAAUUUCCCUCUCUCUUUUGUAUUUGCAAAUAAAUAUACCUACAACCCA